Belonocnema kinseyi is the source of this 1405-nucleotide messenger RNA. RefSeq lists its product as uncharacterized. The transcript has a single exon. Gene Ontology annotation, biological process: proteasome-mediated ubiquitin-dependent protein catabolic process; regulation of proteolysis. Bases 48 to 1379 code for a protein of 443 amino acids. The record is from RefSeq and is a predicted model, not a curated record. Gene Ontology annotation, cellular component: cytoplasm. Gene Ontology annotation, molecular function: ubiquitin protein ligase binding. Lineage: Eukaryota; Metazoa; Arthropoda; Insecta; Hymenoptera; Cynipidae.
AGGGCCCUAACGUCAAUCAAGCGAUUGUGAAAGUGACAUUUUCUAUCAUGCAUCCGAUCGCAGGAAAAGUAUUUACAAAAUAUAAAACCAUUCUGAAUAUUGUAGAGGGAAAAACUUAUGAAUUACCGGAUUUUAUAAGCAUUGCCCAUUUGGAAAGAUUAAUUUCCGAUGACCUGACGAUUCAUUGCGACUUUGAACAAAUUGUUCAAGACUUUGACGCCUUUAAACCGCUAUUGAACAGUAAAAAAUUUAGCGACAUAGAAUUUCGAGUUCCUGGUGAAACCUUUGCGGCUCACAAAUUAGUCUUGUCUCUGAGCAGUAAUUUUUUUCGAGAAAAGCUUGAGAAUGAGAAUUAUAUAUCUUACAUAGAAUACCAUAAUGGAGAUCCAAAAGUAGCUUACGAAAUGCUGAGAUUCAUGUACACCGGUAAAGUGAAUAAUCUUGAAAUUCAGGAAUUUGCUACUCUUCUUAAAUCCGGCGAGAUUUAUGGAAUCAAUGGUUUGAGGGCCGAAUGCGAGAAAAAAUUAAUCGCCAAUUUUAAAGUGGAAAAUGUCAUCAGUGCUAUUCUGCUUCACCCUUAUGAUGACUCUGAUUUUGGGGAUAUGGUUUUUCCCCACGAAUGUUAUGUAUUUAUUAAAGAUCAUUUCAAGGAGAUUAUCUAUUUGGGAGUUUGCAAAGACUUGAUAAAAAGAGAGCCAAGAUAUCUGCGGGAUAUAUUAAAUUUUAUCUGCGAGGGCUUAAAUGUAUCAAAAUGCAAGAAAAUAUCAAACAUUUCUCCGACCUAUUCUCAGAUUCCAGGCUGCUUUUCAAGAAGAUGUGAUGCAUUUCUUAACAACAAAACCAGCAGUGACAUUGAAAUUCACGUUGGUGAUAAAAUAUUUUAUGGACAUACGGAGGUUUUAGCGACGAGAAGUCGUUUUUUUAAGAGAAUGUUUGAGCGUAGACUCCAGAUGACAAUUCCAGAUGUGGCGGAAAUAAAAGACAUAGAGUCUGAAGUCUUCUGCGAAGUUUUGCGGUUUAUCUACACUAAUAAAGUAGAAAAAAUUGAUAUUAUUGCGAAGGAAAUUUUAAUUGCGGCUAAUAAAUAUGAGAUCGAUGAUUUGAAGUUGCUGUGCGAGGAUAUGAUCGAAGCAAAAUUGACAAGAGAAGAUGUUCGAAGGACUAUUGCAUUUGCUGAUGAUCAUAAUUUGAUGCGAUUGAAGGACAAAUGCCUGAAGUUUAUUGUAGAAAAAUUUUGUUUGUACGGAAAUUGGAUUUUCCGCCCCGCUGGACGUCGUUUGACCGAUUACUUAUUAAAUCAUCGCCCACAUUUACUUUUAGAAGUUUUGAAUAAACUUGCUUCGGAUUAUGAACUUGACUUGUCUGCUGAAUUGUUUUAAAUAACAAUAUUCUGGGAUUAUAUUUU